GGUUCAGGUUCUGUUCGCAGGGCCUCCUGGACCAGAGGCCACUCCCUGCUGGGAGCUGUCAGCGUCUGGAGCUGAGGAGGCAGGUGGACGGCAUUCAGAGUUACUGAGAGCCUCUCUCUCCGCUCUCAGACUCCAGACCUGGCCUCAUGGAUGCGCUCUGUGAAGCAAAUGGCACCUUCGCCCUCCGCCUUUUUAAGGCCCUGUGUGAAGAUCACCCUUCAGGAAACGUGAUUUUUUCUCCUGUGAGCCUCUCCUCGGUCCUGGCCAUGGUCCUCCUGGGAGCCAAAGGGGAUACCGCUGCCCAGGUGGCCCAGGUGCUUUCCUUAAACACAGAGACGGACUUUCACCAGGAUUUCCAGCAGCUACUUGCUGAGCUGAACAAGCCUGACACGCAGUACUUGCUCAGGAUGGCCAACAGGGUCUUUGGGGAGAAGACGUGUGAAUUUCUCUCUACCUUUAAGGAGUCGUGUCUCCGCUUCUACUGUGCUGAGCUGGAGCAGCUCUCCUUUGCCGAAGCUGCAGAGCCGUCCAGGAAGCAGAUCAACGCUUGGAUCUCAAAGAAGACUGAAGGUAAGAUUCCAGAGUUGUUGCCUCCGAACUCCAUUAAUGCAGAGACCAAGCUGGUUCUGGUCAACGCUGUCUACUUCAGAGGGAGGUGGAGUGAGGAAUUCGACAAGGCGUACACCAAGGAGAUGCCUUUUCGAAUAAACCAGAAGGAGCAGAGGCCGGUGCCGAUGAUGUUUCAGGACAGGGAGUUCAGACUCGCCCGCAUAAAGGAGGUGCAGGCCCAGGUGCUGGAGCUGCCAUACGCGGGCGAGGAGCUGAGUAUGCUGGUGCUGCUCCCGGACGACCACGUGCCUCUGAGCUCGGUGGAGAAACAUCUCACUUGGGAGAAGUUCCUCGCCUGGACCCAGCCUGACUCCAUGAAGAAGACCCAGGUGGCUGUCUUCCUCCCGAAAUUUAAGCUGGAGGAGACCUACCACAUGCUGUUGGUGCUCCCAGGCCUGGGGGUGGUUGAGGCCUUCCAGCCGGACCGGGCUGACUUCUCAGGCAUGUCGCCUGGCAGAGGCCUGUGUCUGUCCGCCUUCGCCCACAAGAGCGUGGUGGAGGUGAACGAGGAGGGCACGGAGGCCGCGGCCGCCUCGGCUGUGAUCGAGGUUGACUGCGGCCUGGACCAGCCCCGGUUCUGUGCCGACCGCCCCUUCCUGUUCUUCAUCAGACACAACGGCUCCCGCAGCACGCUCUUCUGCGGCAGGUUCUCCUCCCCGUAGGGGUGUGCGCGCCGCGCCUGCCCGCCCUGCCCUCCCUGUGUCCCCAGGGCCUGGGCAGCUCCCAGCCUGCACACCCGUGCUUCUCCCCCAGGCUGACCCCCGAACAGAGAUCGAGGGCCAGUAGACCUCAGUGAGACGCAGCCUGAAUCCCGUAGGCUGGCAGGCAAAGUGCUCCGCGGGCCGCAGGCUCACGUCCCACUCACUCCCGUGCGCGCUUCUUUCCUGUUGCACUGUGCUCUCUUCCUGGUCACCUGCUUGCCUGAGGCUGUCUCGGUAUCCGUCCAGGCCACUAGCCGUCCCUACCGUUUGAUACAUUUCUUGGUGCUUGAGCUUUUAGGAAUGUUCCAUAAUGCAUAUUUAUUUUUUUGGCUGUGUAGCACAUGGGAUGUCAGUUUCCCGACGAUGGAUGGAACCCAUGGCCCCUGCGGCGGAAGCUUGGCUUCCCUUCCUUUGACCUGCCUGGGAAUUCCCUCUUUAAUGCACAUCUUAUCUUUCUUUGACUUUCACUGGUCGGCAUGAAUAUUGCCAACCCUGCAUCAGGCCCUGGGGAAGGAAGUGGGGGGUGUGGACCUCUGACUGCGGCCCCAGUGGUAGAGGCAGGCAGCGCUGAGGACCACCAGGCUGGACUGGGUCCUGCCUCUAGGUGACCAUGUGGCCACUGGAGGGAUCACACGCUUCCUCGUGUUACUCUGUUUCUCCACUUCCAACUCUAACAGGGAAAAUCACAUUCAACCCUUAAAGCUCAUUUCCAGUGUCGUCUUCUCUGAGAGUUGUUUCCUUUCCUGCAUAACCAGAGGUAUGCCUUUGUACCCACACUGCCCCCCGGGAGGUGGUGCAUCUCUGACAGUAGCUCUUUGUAUAUUGCCCGUCUGUGUUUUCCAGCCUUAAGGCCCUUGGGGAUGGGGCUGUGUCUUACGCAUCAGGGUGUCACUUACAGUGCGUGGAUAAGCAAUUAGAUGAUGAGCUCUGUGACUUUAGAAAAAAAAAGAUUAGAAACCAGUUUUUCUAAUUGAUAAAUAAUAAAAACAAUUAUUAAAAAAACAA
Capra hircus (goat) is the source of this 2315-nucleotide messenger RNA. Its product is annotated as serpin B9. The coding region runs from base 147 to 1271 and encodes 374 amino acids. Gene Ontology annotation, molecular function: serine-type endopeptidase inhibitor activity. The transcript has 7 exons. The record is from RefSeq and is a predicted model, not a curated record. Gene Ontology annotation, cellular component: cytoplasm. Gene Ontology annotation, biological process: negative regulation of endopeptidase activity. Lineage: Eukaryota; Metazoa; Chordata; Mammalia; Artiodactyla; Bovidae.